UUCAUCAUUUUACGCAUCUCGUCGUAUUCUUUCUUAUUAUUCAUCCGCCAUUGAAAUUCCCCAAGCUCUGACCUCUGCAUCAGCUUCCUUCUUAGCCCUAACCUUCUCAACACUAUCUUCAACCUCUACACAAGCCCACUCUCAUCUCACUUUCUCUUAAUCAUCACCAACUUUCCUCCGAUUCGUUUUCUCUUUCAGGAUUCGGUCCGUUUAAGACAAGAGGGGGCUUUAUUUGGAAGAGUGUUGUGUUUGGGGUCUUCACAGGUUACAGACUGGAUAGUGCAAGUGAUAUGCAGCAAACAAUACGAAAUCUCAUUUCAGGGUUUUGAAAUAUGGGAUCUGUCUGUUGUGUUGCGGCUAGAGACAAGACUGUUGGUGUUGGAUCUGGUAGUGACACGCAGCAUAGGAAUAUUCGUCACUCGCCGAGUUGGAGCUUUCGAUGGGAUCAUCCAGGUCGUGUGGUUGGUGAGGAAGUUUCUGUGAACUUGAUUUCAGAUGGAGUAAGCAGAAAUGAUAGGCCAGAGUUCAAAUAUGAAUCCUCAUAUGCAUCAGAAGAGGGUAGUCCAUUGGAACAUUUUCGUAGACAGACAUGGAAAAACUCCUCAGUUUCUGAAGGAAGUACGGGGAAUGUGAGGACACCUACAUCAGGUUGUUCUAUUUCAAGAAAUGUUUCCACAGAUGUUAGUUUCGAACAGGUGAAGAAAGCCACUGAAUAUGCGACAACUUCUAUGUCUCCUGCAAAAGUAUCCCUUUCAAUACCUUCUACUUCAUCUUUGUCAACAUCCCCUCUGUCAAUCCACGGCCAUCUGCCUUCCACCGGUUUGACCUCGUCGAGAUUGUCUCACCGUUCUCCCGGACAUCGAUUAUUGCGUCAAGUAUCUGGCAACCGCAUCCCAGCAUACAGAUCACCAAGUAGCUACACAGUUUCAGAGGACAGGCGUGCAAUCCCUGGGAGCAAUGAUUCAUUACGGGGCUCACAUGGUGGGUCUUCUGAUGGUUGGUCUGUGAAUGCUUUCUCUGAGCUCAUGACAACUUCACAUAGGGGAAGAUGGUCCUUUGGUAGUGAAUCCUUUGACUUUGCUCGUGAGAAGAUGGUUAGAUCCUGCAGCCUAUUCUCGACUUCACCUUCUGCUGAUACACAAACAUGCGGAAUUUGCUCCAUGUUGUUGGUUGAGAGAUCUUUAUGGACCAGCCAAAAGAUAAUUGCUAACAAUGAGCUGUCUGUCGUUGCGGUACUAACUUGUGGACAUGUUUAUCAUGCUGAGUGUUUGGAGAAUAUGACACCUGAAAUUAGCAAGUAUGAUCCAGCCUGCCCACUAUGUUCAUUUGGUGAGAAGCAGACACUAAGGAUGUCUGAAAAGGCACUUAGAGGUGAAUUAGAGUUGAAAAUUAGAAAUAAGAGGUUAAGGAAUCGCAUUGCUGAUAGUGGUCUUGAUGUCGAAGCUACCAUGUUUGAUCAUUUUAUAAAUACUGGACAACAAGGGAAGUGCCCUAAGUUGUCCUCUAGCUCCAGUUUGAGAGGUUCCUCAGGGAAGGGUUUCUUGAGGCGUCACUUCUCCUUUGGCUCAAAGGGGGGGACUAAAGCCCUGCCAGAAAGUAACAACACAGCAAAGAGAAAGGGAUUGUUAUGGUCAAGAUCUACUAAGAUGUGACAUUUUCUAUAAUUUCUUAUGGGAGGUUCCGCAGUUAACCCCUGUUAGGUAGCUGGUACACAAAGUGGAGAAUGCAAGAUAGAAUUGACCAAGGGGAUACUACAACAUCCCUGGGUUUGGAUAGUUGGAUAAUUCUUUAUGAAAUUUAUACAGGCUUAGUUUGUGGCGUCAACACUGUAUAUAGGAACGUAGGGUAAAAAAGAAGUAACAGUUCAGAUAACAAGAUUGAAAGAUUGAAUUGCAUCAUGACGAAUUAGAUUGGCGAUUCUCAUUCUUAUCUUGUACAAAUCAAUAUGUUUUCACGUGGACAAUUGUAUGCAUGUGUUAUGAAUUCUGAUA
Benincasa hispida (wax gourd) is the source of this 1991-nucleotide messenger RNA. RefSeq lists its product as uncharacterized. The record is from RefSeq and is a predicted model, not a curated record. NCBI's taxonomy places the organism in Eukaryota, Viridiplantae, Streptophyta, Magnoliopsida, Cucurbitales, Cucurbitaceae.